UUCGAUGUCGAUACACAAACAAAAUACAACUGUACGCCCUAAUCCCAUCUCUAAACAACACCAACACCAAAAAACGGCAAAGUUUUUUUAUUGGCAAUAAUUGUUUAAAAAAGGAUACCGAGAACCGGAGAAAUUAGGAGCUGAGUGUGUGCGCAGCCAACACCGAGGCGAAACCUGAAAUUAACUGCUUGCGCGUGCCCCGGGACCGGACGAGACCCGGAUCGCAGGCGGCGCCAUGAGUGUGCUGGCGUAUCCACGUACCAACGAUGAGGAGAUUUUCCGUCACUGCGGCAAGGACUGCGGGGUGGUGACGGCCACCGAGGACUUCCAGUACUUUGCGCUGCGCUGCAUAUUCUGCAGCGAGAAGUUCCUCUACUUUGACUCCUUCAUCGGGCACAUGCAGACGGCGCAUCUGGGCGAUCAGUCUGUGGCGAAUCCUGCCGAAGCUUCCGCCGCCAUCGGCGCCUCCACCUCUUCCUCAGCGGCCACUGGCGGCGGCGGCGGCGGUACGUCCUCCUCCUCACCCAAUUCAGCCAGCACUCUCCCAGGCCUGCGUCUCGGCGAGGCGAUAUCUCUGGCGGAAACGGGCAUCCAUAGCGGCAGUGGGGAGCAGCUGCUGCCCAAUUUUCAUGAGAUCGAAGACUUGACGGACGCCGAUACGGCGCUGCUGGAGCCCCAGAUGGUUAUCAAACAGGAGCUGCUGGAUUUGCCCUGCAGCGAUGCCGACGAGGAGCAGGAGGAGUUCAUGGAUGACAUGGCCGAUUCCGAAGCGGAUCACGAUGACGACAACGAGGCCAUACUGCCCGAAAGCGAUGUGCCGGCGGUAAGCAGCACCCGCAAGCCCAAGGCGCGCAUGAAGGUGACAAAACCUCGCGAAGUGGAAAUGCCAAACAAGACGCCUCUCAUCAUGGCCGAUGGCGAGGGCGAUGGGGACUCCUUUACGGAUGAUUACGGUGAUCUGGACAACAGCUACAUGGAUGACAACUCAGGGGAAUAUAUGGAUUACGGCGAGCCCUUCGAGCCGAGCCAGCUGUGCCUCGAUUCCGAGUUUCUCAGCUACGACGAGAUGGUGGAGGAGUCCCUGCUGGGGCGUGAUCGGGAGGUGACGAUGCACAUCAAGGACCGCAAAAUGAUCAAGUUCCUCAUUCAAUCGUACAAGCGCAAUCCCUUGUGGGACCAUGGGAAUCCCCAGUUUCGUGAUCGUGUCAAGCGUGCCCGCUUCCUCGACUGGAUCGUGCUGGAGUUUAAAAGCCGCUUCAAGAUCUCCCUGGCCAAGGAUGCCAUCACCCGUAAGUGGGACAACCUGCGGACAGUUUACAAGCGAGAGUGCAAUCGAAUGGCUCUGGAGAAGACCAACAUUAGCACGUUGUGGUACUUCAAGGAGCUUCAUUUCCUCAACGAGGUCUACAGCUACAACGACAAGAUGUCCGAUGCCGUGGUGAAGGAAACUUCUUAUCGUCGCCGCUUUUCGGCCAUUUGGAACGACACCUCGACGGCCAAGUUGCUUAGCAUGGUGAAACGUUACCAGUGCUUCUACAAUCGCUUCGAUCCCGAUUAUCGCAGCAAGGAACGACGCGGUGAGGGCCUCCAUCAGAUGGCCAUGGAGUUGCAGCAACUGAUCGAUGUGACCACCAUUCAAAUAUCUAAGCGCAUCUCGCAGCUGCGCUUCGAUUACUCCAAACAGAAAAUGGAGCGCCUAAAUUGCGAACGCAACGACCGUAAGUUUGUUGCCAAUUACAUAUACUACGAUCAGAUGUUCUUCAUGGAUGAGGAUAUACCGCCGUUCAAAUGCCAGCACUGUCCCGAGAUUGUGCAGACGCUGCGUGAACUUGAUCUCCAUAUGCUUAGCCAUCAGCCCAGCCUGGGCGGAGGAUACUUUUGCAAUAUUUGUACCAUUCAGUUCCACAAUGCCGAGGAGUUUGAGAGUCACAAGCAGUUGCAUUUAGGCGCCGGCAACGAGGUCAAAUACAAUUGUGAACUCUGCACUGCGAGCUUCCGGGAGAAGGCCAACUAUGAUGAGCAUUUGCGGCGGCACAACGAGGAAUUAUUCCUGCCCUCGCUGGCCAUGAAUCAUAGCAUUUUGGAGCCCGGCACCGCGGACGAAAUGGAGGAUGAGGCAGCGCCGCCUCCCGUCGUCGCAGUGAGCAGCGGUAGAGGUCGCAAGAGGAACGCUGCAGCAGCAUCAAAAUCAUUACCUGCACUGGACGUGAAGGUUGAGGAGGAUUCAACAGAGGCGGGCAGCGAUGUGGUCAAGCCUUAUGGCUGUGAAGUAUGCCGCCGGAGCUUCGCCACACCUGGCCACCUCAAUGCCCAUCGGAUUGUCCAUCAGGAUGAGCGUGAGCGGUGCUACAAGUGUGACUAUCCCCAGUGCAAUAAAUCGUUUGUGGCCCGCAACAGUUUGUUCGAGCACCUGAAGCAGCACUACAGCAACGAGGAGUUCAAGUGCGACAUCUGUGGCAAGACAUUCAAGUCGACCAAGAACCUGCAGAACCACAAGCAGAUCCACGACAAGGUCAAGCGCUAUGUCUGCCAGAUCUGUGGCUCGGCCUUUGCACAGGCGGCUGGCCUCUAUCUCCAUAAGCGUCGGCACAAUCGACCCAAUGGCGCUGUCGGCGCUGUGGGACGAUCCGGCCGUAGCACUCUGUGAGAUAGGGAGUGGGAGGGGGACAAGGACAAGGAGAAGAUCAAGGCAACGUCGAGCGUCGGUCGUGGAGGACGCGGCGGAGGACGUGGCCGUGGUCGCGGGCGGUAUGUCAAAUAGUUUUCUAAGUAACUCAAAAAAGGCAGCAUUCCUUACAACCACCAUACAAAUGAUCAGCAAUUGUACGUGUAAUUGAAUUUCUUUGAGUGUAUUUUAAAGGUUUUUUUAACCUUAAACUGUAACCUGUAACCUGUAGCUGGUACUUAAAAGCAAAACCAAGUAUUUAACAAACAUUUAGGCCUAAGCUAGACACACUUCCUUCCCUCCACAAGUUCCCAAUGAUUCUUGGGUAAGUUCAAAAGGAAAGAGACAGCGAAUGAGUAAGGGAGAGAGCAAGAGCUAGCUGAACUUACAAUCCAAUUAUAUAUAACCUUAAUUAGAAUAAUAAUUAUUUUAAAUUUCUGUGCCAAUUUCGCGUCCUUCUCCCUGUAGCCUGUAAGAAUUGUAAACACAUUCCUUACCCCCUGCUCCGGUAAGAGACAUUCCACACAUUACCAAGUAUUUCGAACGAGUAUUCUAUGUAACUUAACUUAACUUAACUUAUAUAUAUACAACGUAGAGCAGACAGCAGAGCCGACUAAUUAAUUAACUAAGUUACUAAGCCGCCGCAUAAACUGAGCCAUAGGAAAUAGAACCACAAAAUAUAUGUACACACAACCAGUGCAGUGCGUCCGCCAAAAUGACUGAGAAUCUGAGCAAGGCAGAGAUUACGAGGCCCCCAAACCUAACCCCAACUCUUAAUAUAUGAUAUAUUUUAAAGCUAUUCUGUACAUAUGUAAGCUGUAUUAACAAUAGAUAUAUACCUACGCAGGCUCCUUGGCAAUAUAUACUGGAACCAGAGAGAGAUCCGCAAAGAAGCUCCCCAAUUUUAGGCCUAAGUUCGUAUUUAGCACAAUUUCGCAGACACACGGAGGAUCCUGCUCUGAAGAUGAUUACUCAUACAAAACUUCCAAAAACAAACAAAAUAGUAAAAGAAGCCAGCCAAAAAUUCGCUUAUCACUAAACGCUGAUAAGAAGCCGGAUCGAGGGGCUUUAUUCAAAACAAAUUGUGAAAUAGUUAACAUGAGGAGAAAGAGGAGAACGAGUCUAAAGAGAGAGAGUUUGGAGGAGAUAAUCGGAACAAAAGUGCGCUUCCAGGAGACAAAAGAUACACAAACGAGAGAGAUCAACCUCAACCUUAAAUGGAAACAACAAAUUAACAAUACAAAAAAGCUAAAAGAAACUCAACCCAAGGAGAAACGUAAACGAAACAAUUGAAACUAAUAAAUAAUAACUGAAAAACUGAAACCCAGGUAGCACUCUUAAUGCAUAAUGAAUAUUUUCUUAGUCCUAAGAAAGCGUCUUCUAAACUAAACUAUAACUAAAGCUAAUGUAAAUUAAUUGUAUAACAAAUGGAAGACAACAACAAAUCACAAUUCUAUUUAUAUCCUAGAAAUAUCGAAUGAGAUUUUAAUACGAUACACACAACACGCAUGUUCGAAGUAUUCUCGAAUAAAUAGGUUUAAAUUAUUAAA
Messenger RNA from Drosophila serrata, 4215 nucleotides. RefSeq lists its product as uncharacterized. The record is from RefSeq and is a predicted model, not a curated record. NCBI's taxonomy places the organism in Eukaryota, Metazoa, Arthropoda, Insecta, Diptera, Drosophilidae.